Symbiodinium necroappetens is the source of this 5946-nucleotide messenger RNA. The record is from the annotation of a GenBank genome assembly. Lineage: Eukaryota; Dinophyceae; Suessiales; Symbiodiniaceae.
AUGGCUGACUUUUCAGCCCUUCUUGUCACAUACGACCUUUUUGCCUUAAAUACUUGGAGCAGACCUGCUGACAAGAAGCUGCCCUCCACCUUCAAAUUUCAGGAUGCUGAGUCUCAGAUUGACUUCAUUCUAACCCGAAGGGCGGAUGCCACUGCUCAGGCUCGUCGGGCUCGAGCUUGGCGGAAUUUCCAUGUGGGAGCCUCGAGACACAGUGGGGCCAUUCACUUUCCAUUGCAAGCUUUACUGGCUCUUCGCUGUCCUCACUGGGUGAGACAGCCAACCCAGGCUAGGCCGUGCAUAGAUCGUGAAACCCUCCUUGCUGCACUGGACCAGCCAACAGACCCGCAACAUCUUACUCAGAUUGCCUCUGUUCGACAGGCGAUGGCCCACCACAUGGCCACCACUCCUGGCAUUCAGGGCGUGAGCACCUUACAUCACGCCUUGUUUCGCGUGUGCGCUGACAAUUUUCCGGCACAGAAGCAACACCGUGCUCUCAACCCUUGGCAAACCCCAGAGGUACAGCAAGGGAUCAAAACCAUGUGGGAGCAAUGGCGUGCCUUCAAAAAGAUUCGUAAAAAUGGCCUACGAGGCUGGUUCGCAGCCUGGAAAGCCUGGAAGUCCUUCGAUCGACACUACCGAGCUCACCAGUUGCGAUGCCGCCAGGCCCGACGUGCCAAGUUACUUCAUGCCAUGGACGAUGCCCAGGAUUGUGCACGUCGCCAUGAUUCGCGAGGCCUCUACCAAAUCGUCAAGCGAAUUGCACCCAAGCAGCCGUUCAAGCGGCUCCAGCUCCGGGACUCAAAGGGACUCAUGCUAACAUCGUCGGCAGAGGUGGACAUGCUACAGACCCACUUUCAAGAGAGAUUCCAAGCUGCCCCGCAGGACCCUGCCUUCGCCAUCAACCUUGCAGGAAAGCAGUACCGGCUCAACACCCUCCUAGUGCCGCCUGGUAGCAAGCCAGGCGACUAUAGGAACUUGCAUCAUCAGCAUGCAGGAUCCAAGUCCACCCCAUUGUUUGGCAGUCUCAUGAUCACGGUGGACCUCUCCCAGGCAUUCGACAAGAUGCCAAGAGAACUGCUUCACCAGGGAAUGGUGGAUCUGCAACUGCCAGCCGACCUGAUUGCUAUUAUCAUGGCAUGGCAUGCGCAUAUCCACUACACCAUCCACCACUCUGGUGAAAGUCGCUCCUUUGCUGCCACCCAAGGCAUUCGCCAAGGCUGCUCUGCCUCCCCACUCUUGUGGCUCAUCUUCUCACACGCCAUUAGCAGCAGGCUGGAAGGCUAUCUCAACUACGAGCGCCUCUGUGCCAUGCUUACCAUUUUCGCUGAUGACUACCACAUGGCGGGCACCCUUACGACCCUCUACGAGUUUGAACAACUACUCAGUUGUAUCACAGCUCUUUUUAAGGUGCUCAAAGCCUUUGGCAUGGCUGUGAGCGAUGCCAAAUCACAGGCCAUCCUGGCCCUCAGGGGGACUCAGAGCUCCACUAUCCGUCGCAAGUAUGUCUGCAAAGGCGCUGAUGGCCCCAUCCUUCGCAUCCCACUCUUAAGUGGCAGCCUCAAAAUACCAAUGGUGCAACAGUUCAAGUACUUAGGCACACAAGUGAAUUACAAUGCUUUUGAGAAUGCAACCCUCGAAUUCAGGUUGCAGAAAGGCGAUGCUGUUUAUCGCCGACUCAGCACUGUCCUGAGGGGGAAGCACUACUUGAGUAGCGUGCAGAGGCUGCACUUGUGGCGAGCAUGCAUCUGGACGACCAUCUCCUACGGAUUGGUCACCUGCGGCAUUACCCCAGCCGGGCACAAGCUGUUGGAAACCAAAAUCGUGCGGCAGAUACGAGCCAUUCUCAGGCUACCUGCACAUCUGACGUUUACGACAAACGCUGACGUUAUGCAGCAGGUCUUCGGGAACCUGGCUCAGAACAGCCUUCACAGCUUCGGGGAAGCUCUGUUUGGUGCCGAGAAUCCAGUCCCAGGGGCAGAACUGCCACCCAAGGCACCGAAGCUCGAGCUUACAUCAGGCAAGCGCCAAAGACCCUCCGACAGUGCAGGCUCUCAUGGCUCCCAAGGUCAGGGGAGCCAAAAAGGAAGGGGCAAGGGCAACAAGCAGCAGCCCCAGCUUCAGGCUCUGGUUCAUGCGAUGGGGCGCUUGAUCAUAAGGCAGGAGACGCAACUGCAGAUCCUCAAGCAGAAUUCUGCGUGGACACUCUACUUGAAGCCGGGCCCCUCAGGCCCAGUGAGCCUCCUCCACCAGACUGCGGAGAAGUACCGGGAGGAAGCCAAAACCAAAUUCAUGGAGGUCCCGGUGCGAGCGAUUCUGCUUCACACAUUGUUCCAGGCCUUGAUGGGCUCUCUACAAGGAAUCAGCAGCAGUUCGGAGAAACAGCAAAUCCUGAAGGACAAAGGCUGGCUCAACUCAGAGGGCAACUGGAACUAUCAGAAGUGGGACGGGGAGCAGCAGGUGCUGGUGAUAGACGAGGCGCGGACACCGGUGGGCCACCAGGAGCUGAUCGGCAAAGUCGGUCAACUCUCAGAAAUCGUUCUGAGCAAGGAUGUCAUUCACAGGUUCAAUGCGACGCAUUCUUUGUCGCCAGCCAAGACGGGAACAAGCACCUUUCUUCUCGAAGUGGGACUGAGGGCAGCUGGCGUGGAGACUGCAUGGGCCACCCUGGAGAUGAUCUCAGGCCUUUCGGCACUCCAGGUGAUCGGACUUCAAGUCCGUCGAGAGGGCCUCCGCCGUGGGGGCCUUGCCAACGAGGUUCAGAGGCUUAUGACUGCUCCUGAAUAUCAGCUUUUUGGCACCAAGAUCCAGGCCACUUGGGAGGCACGAUGGGAAACUGAGCAGGGUAUUGUCUGUCAGGACUGCAUCAACGACUGGAGUCUACAAGCCAGGUACCGCUGCCGGGGAACCUUGACGUUCAAGGAUCGUCAAGCUUUGGCCAUCCCGACCGAAGUUACCAUUCCCAUUUUCGGCAAAGACCUUCGCCGUCGCCUGCAGCAAGCCCUGCGCGUGGACUACCUCAUUGUCUUUCCAACAUCACUUGGUCUAGAAGCAGCCAUCGUGCUUGCGGAGACCAGCCAAAAGGGAUUGGAGACGGUCUCGGUAGAGGCAACCUCCACAUGGCUGAAGGAAGAAGUCGCUCAGGUGGAGGCUUUGCAAAGCUUGGAGGUUGCCGUGGCAACCAAAAGUGUCGCUCUAAGCUUAUCAUCCGAAGCACAGCAGUUAAUGCCGGAAAGCACUGCCGAUGGCAUGGCGAUUCGGGUCGUCGUCGGGUCCGUCGCGAUUCUCUUUCCGGCCUGCCUCCUCGUGCUCUCUUGGAGGUGUGGGAAGCGGCUGGUGCGAAGUGCAGCUAUUUCGCAAUCUGCUGACUUCAAACUGGCCGUGGAGGUUUACCCGGAAGUCGACAUCCAGGAUAUCCGACGGUCAAGCCUUAUGGACGACGAAGACUUCCGGUUGUCUGGAGGUGUGGAAGAGACUCCUAAUCAGGAUCUUGAGUGUCCGGCAUUGGCAAUAAAACCAAAGCGCUUGGUGCCAAAAGGCCGCGUCGCGAAGAAAGCCUUGGCUGUAGCAGUCCUGGCAGAGACGGCCAAUGAAAAGACAAAGGGGCAGAAAGCCAAGCGCCUGGUCCCCAAGCAAAGGAAGGCCAAGAAGCAGCCAGAAGCCAUUGCCGAUGCCACUGAGCCGAGUGAGAUCCAGAUCAGCUUCGAGCCAGCAUCCCAGAGCGAAAUUUCCAGGUUCGAUGACGACAACCUGCUGGAGCCGCCCUCUUCCUGGCUGACCGACGAGGAGGAGGAGGAGACGGAGGAGAUGGCCAUUUCCGGUGCGCUGGACUUGCAGCCGUCGCCCUUGGAGUCGGAGAGAGAGGUAAGUACCAGAGUUAAUGCCGAGUCAGCGCCGCCGAAGCCCAAGAAGGUGAGAAAGCGAGCUGUGGCCAGAAAAGCAAAGAAAGCUGCAGCCGCAGAGGAGGCACUCUUUGAGGGAUCGGAGGACGAGGUGGUGUCGGCACCAUCUUUGCCGUGGGAAGAGUUCAAGGAUUCUUCCGUUAAUGCCCGCGCUCAGGUCGUGGCCAACAAAGAUGACCCCCAUGAAACAUGGGAGAUGCAGUCCGACUUGCGGAGAAACUUUGAAAUUCGAGCCGCUCGGCUGCUUGAUGGCGAGCUAGACAUGGUAGGCAGCACUACACUCAGAGCAGUCGCCUUCAUCCUCGGGGAGGAUCCGGCAGGUUCCGAGCCGGAGGGUCUCACACUGCGCGAAAGUGCUGCCCAGGUACGUGCGGCUGCAGCUGCCGGUCGUGAGGCGGACGUGGCGGCGGCCGUCUUCCGGCUAGCCCAGCAGAGCCUGGUGCCUCCCUUCAGUGCGGAUUCAGCAGAGUUCGCUGCCGCCGCAUGCGCUGCUGUGGCUGGUUUGUCUGAACCGGAUCUACUUGGAAAGGAGAUCGGGCGCUCUCACAUCUUGCGAGUGCUGGAGGAACUGGCCAGACAUGUUGAGACGUACCAGCCGUUCGUCUUCAGCUUCUUGUCGCGGACGGGGUACGGCCGGAUCGCAGGUCUCGACGAGGUCGCCCGGCGGAUGCAGGCCGCUCUCUCUUCCAGCUCUGUUUGGCUUCUUGCAGCCUUUUGCCGAGCAGUUGGGUUUCGCUGCUUCUCUUCAGAGAUUCUUUGGGAAUGGGCAAACGGCGAUCCGCUGUUCAUAGGGCUCCUGGUCCGAAACACCCUGACGCUGGAAGCGCUUUCUCUGCCCGAGACACCGCUUCAGAGCCUGCUGAUUCCAAAGGAUUUGAAGGCUCUGCAGACGGCGGUUCUCCAGGCCUUCCUUGGACUCACCCGACCUGACAUCGCCUUUGCGGAGGUGAUUCCGAGGCGUGUGGAGCCUCAUGGAACGCUCGAGGUGCCAGCACCCGCUCUUCAGUUUGCGCGUCACUGGUCGCGCUUGGCAGUCGCAACCACAGAGACGGGACUCGUUCCUCUGCUUCUCACCGCAACAGAAGGUGCUGUGUAUGAAACAAAAUUGCUGUUGUCAGCAUUUUUGGGAAGAUUGCUGAAUGCGGCCUUGCAGGAUCCAGGGGUCCACGAAGGCGGCGAAGAAUUACUCCAGGCAUGCCAUGUCGCCGCAGCUCAUCUCCGUGAUGUCUUGAAUCACGUCUGCCAUGCGGACAGGCUCUGGAAGAUUUUGUGCGACACUUUGCUGGAGACUGGGCUUGUGCGUAGCUUCCUGCGUGAUUGCUCGGAGCUGGCCCUGGCCACGCCCGGGCAAAACGUGGCUGCUUUCUUGCGAACGGCAGCUCUGCAGGAGGACAUAGACCUAGCUGCCAUGCCGGUGCUCUGCUGCAUCGCGGCCAACGCUCACCUGGUACCCUUACAGGUCGCCGAGUUCACGACGCGCUUGCUGGAGCUUGAUGACAAGGAGCAGUGCAUUGUGGCCCGGGAGCUUGAAGGAUGGAGGGGGCCAGUGGUGUCGGAUACGAAGGCUGCAUGGUUGGCGCUGUUGCGUGCAGUCCCGGCACCUCCCGUGGAUGCACCUCCAGCUCCACCACCCACGCCGCUGCCGCCGCAGACGCCUCAGCGGCGGGCGCUGGCCAUGGGCGGUCUGGAGGAGCUUUUCGUGGAAGCGCCGGCGAAUAUGUCCUGUGCGUUGGACGGCCUGCUUCUCACCGACCCUGUGAUCUCUCCGCAUGGACAUGUCUUCGACCAUGCCUCCCUGGCUGCUGCUCUGGCGCAGAACGGUGGGCUCUGCCCGUUCACGGGUAACCCCCUCAGGGUGGACAUGUGCAUACCUGACGCGGACCUGCGCAGUUCUUGUUCCCGCCGCAUCAAAAGCUGGGCUCGGGCCAUGCUGCAGGGAACAGCUUCCGAGUGCUUAGAUCAAAAGGCAAGCCAGUCGGGCAAGGCAUAUGCUUUUCAGAGUGAGAGAGAGUGCGAGAGAGAGCUUUGGCGCCGAAAUCUGGGCUGA